AUGAUACCACGCCAAGCGGCGUUGAGCAAGACUCUACGACACUUCAGCUCAUCUGCUCGCGCAUGCGUGCACAUAUCUCAUAUCGGAAAAACUCCCAUCCCAAUUCCACCUAAUGUCACUAUCACCCAAUCUCAAACUUCGCUCCAAGUCAAGGGACCUCUUGGCUCAACGUCUGUCCCACUGGAAUCAUACAUGAAGCUCGCGUAUCCGCAAGAAAAUGUGCUGACAAUAGCUGUAGAAGAUGCAGAGGUAAAGAAGCAGCGGUCAAUGUGGGGUCUUACACGGACGCUCAUAAAUAACGCGGUCGUCGGAAUGACGGAGGGUUUCACUGUUCCCAUAUAUCUUGUUGGUGUUGGGUACAGAGCUGCGUUGGAGGAAGACCCGAGAGGAACGACAAAUGGUGGCAAUGGCCAGAGGCUCAAUAUGAAGCUGGGGCAUUCUCAUAACGUCUACGUGCCAAUUCCUGCCCAUAUCAAGGCAGACGUGCCUUCUCCGACGAAGAUCACACUCUUUUGCACGGACAAGCACUUGCUUGGUCUUUUUGCUGCAAGGAUACGGAAAUGGCGUCCACCUGAACCAUACAAAGGCAAGGGUGUUUUCAUUGGUAAUGAACAAAUUCGUAUCAAGUCCGUCAAAAAGAAGUAG
Suillus discolor is the source of this 645-nucleotide messenger RNA. RefSeq names its product ribosomal protein L6, alpha-beta domain-containing protein. Gene Ontology annotation, molecular function: structural constituent of ribosome; rRNA binding. Gene Ontology annotation, biological process: translation. NCBI's taxonomy places the organism in Eukaryota, Fungi, Basidiomycota, Agaricomycetes, Boletales, Suillaceae. Bases 1 to 645 code for a protein of 214 amino acids. The record is from RefSeq and is a predicted model, not a curated record. The transcript is spliced from 2 exons. Gene Ontology annotation, cellular component: mitochondrial large ribosomal subunit; ribosome.